This is a messenger RNA of Rattus rattus (black rat), 2657 nucleotides long. It is a transcript of the gene Ifnar1, whose product is annotated as interferon alpha and beta receptor subunit 1. Gene Ontology annotation, molecular function: protein binding. The coding region runs from base 319 to 2100 and encodes 593 amino acids. The transcript is spliced from 11 exons. The record is from RefSeq and is a predicted model, not a curated record. NCBI's taxonomy places the organism in Eukaryota, Metazoa, Chordata, Mammalia, Rodentia, Muridae.
GCUUUCCUCUCAGGAGCCUAAUAACUGUCGGGUGCGGUCUUUCCGGAAGUGGGGGUAGAGCGUGGCAAGGGCCUUCAGGGUCAGAGCUCAGAGCACCAGGACUGGACCGCGCCCGGUACUUUCCGAGCCGCUCGCUCGCGGAGAGGGCGGGGCGUUGGUAGAGGAGCAGUACCGGGCGGAGGGGAGGGGCGUUCGCGGAGGGGGCGGGGCGGAGGGGCGGGGCGUCAGGUAGAGGGCCUAGCUACCCUGGAAUCAUCUUCAGCUCCGCUGUACUGCUGUUGAGGAAGAUGUGAGCUACGGGUCCGGCCUCCCACGACGAUGCUCGCUGUCGUAGGCGCUGCGGCCCUGGUGCUGGUGGCAGGGGCGCCUUGGAUGCUGCCCGUAGCCUCAGGUGAAGACAAUGUAAGGCCUCCUGAGGAUGUAGCCAUCUACAUUAUAGACGACAACUAUACCCUAAAGUGGAACCACCACAGAGAGUCAAUGGGCAACGUGACUUUUUCAGCAGAAUAUCAAAUAGAAGAAGGAAGGAUCUGGUUAAAAGUGCCCAAAUGUCAACAUAUUACAAGGACCAAAUGUAAAUUCUCUUUACUGGACAUAAAUGUUUACAGCAAGACACGGUUUCGUGUAAGAGCAGAAGAAGGGAAUAGCACUUCUUCAUGGAAUGAGGCUGAUUCAUUUAUUCCAUUCUACAAAGCUCACAUCAGCCCCCCAGGAGUACGUUUAAAAGCUGAAGAUGAAGCCAUACUAGUCUACAUCUCUCCUCCCGGAGAAGACGGAACCAUGUGGGCAAUGGAGAAACGCUUCUUCAAUUACACGAUACGGAUCUGGGGGAGGUCUUUUCCUGUCAGAGAAAUUAAACCUACGUAUUUUCCAAAAAGGAUAUCAAAGCUCUUGCCAGAGACUACCUACUGUUUAGAAGUCAGAGCAGUGCACACAUCGCUUUGGAGACACAGCAACUACAGCACAGCGCAGUGUAUAAACACCACAGUGGCAAAUAAAAUACCUGUGCCAGAAAAUCUAGAAGUGGAUGCCCAAGGUGACAGCUAUGUUCUGAAAUGGGACCAUGCAUUUGCAAACAUGACCUUCAAAGCACAGUGGAUCCCUGGCUAUUCAAAAAGUAGACCUGGAAACCAUUCAGACGAAUGGAAACCAGUACCUACCUGUGCAAAUGUGCAGACUACACACUGUGUAUCUCCUCGAGAGACUUUCCACACAGGAACUUUCUUUCUCCGUGUACAAGCCUCAGAUGGAAAUAACACGUCCUUUUGGUCUGAAGAGAAAUUUAUUGAAUCUCAAAAAUACACUCUCCUUCUUCCUCCGGUCAUUGCUGUCACCCCCAAGAGGGACUCCUUGCUAGUUUAUGUCAGCUGUAAGGACAGCGAAUGUAAUGGACUCAUUUAUGAAGUCAUCUUUUGGGAAAACACUUCCAAUACUGAGAAAAGACAACACCCACAAAGCAUGAUUAAAGAACACCCAAAGUUCAACAUUGUGAACCUGCGGCCGCUGACUGUGUACUGUGUCCAGGCUAGAGUGCUCUCCACUGGCGUGUGGAAUAAGACCAGUAAAUUCAGUGAUAAGCUGUGUAAGAAAACACUUCCAGGAAACUCUUCCGUGACCUGGAUUAUAACUGGAUUUGGUGCUCUGCUCUUCUCUGCCAUGGCCCUUUAUGCUGGGAGGAGCCUCCAAAAAUACCUGUAUUACGUGUUCUUCCCACCACUCAAGCCUCCCCGCAGUAUCGACGAGUUUUUCUCAGAGCUGCCUUCCAAAAGCCUUCUGCUUCUGACUGCUGAAGAGCACACCGAGAGGUGCUUCGUCAUUGAGAACACAGACGUGGUUGGUGGAGAGGAGAAUCGAGCACCUGAGGAGGAACUCAGGAAGUACAGUUCCCAGAGCAGCCAGGACUCAGGGAACUACUCCAACGAAGAGGAGGAGAGUGUGGGGCCUGAGAGUGGCCAGGAUGUGCUCUCCACGGCUCCCAGUGGGUCUCCAUGGAGCCUGCCCUGCCCUGCUGGCACCUUGGAAGAUGGUGCCUGCUUCCCGGGAAAAGAAAAGCACCUUCAGAGCCCAGUCCUGAGGACACAGCCAGCUCUCCACGGCUGACACGGGCUCGCCGUAGUCUGGAGUACAUGUGGAUGAGACAGGCUUAACUGAAGGUGACUGCCCGUCUCUCUCUGCUGGUAGCCUAAACCCCAGGGCGCCGUUUGGAGCCACAGAUGAGGCUCACUGCUGCAAGGGUGCCUGGUGGUUCUGUCUUCCUGUUCUUACCCUAGCAGACAGCAAUUUAGAACAUCCUCUUUUUAAUCCUGCUGUAACCUCUCAGUGUUGCAAAGGUGCUGUUGUCUACAGUAGUGCUUCCCAGCCAUAACUCCGCACAGCAGUGGCUUCCGACCAGAUGUCACUGAACCGUGGGGAAAGGGGACUUGGACUAGAGGAGCCAGCAUUGCUCUAAGGUCUCAGCAUGGCCUGGGUAUGCACGUUGCACUCUAGUACUUGGGGAAGUAGAAAAUGGCAGGGACAAAACGCAGACGUGAAGUCAUUCAGUAAGAGAGAAGCUAGUGAGUCUGAUGAAAGAAGACCAUGUACAGUCAGUGUUUGUAUGAACGUCUCUGUAUCUUUCCCGUGAUUCUUUAUAAAGCCAGACGGACCCUCUCUCCUCC